AUGAGUGCGCACAUGCUGAUGCCAUUUCGGCGUCGUCCGUGGACCUGUCGGACCUGUCUGCAGCGCCUGCAGCGCCUGCAGCCUCGCCGGUACCUGGAGACGGCCGCAUCGCCAGCGUCCCAUGCGACCAGUUCCGACUACUCCCCCGCAAAUCACACAACACGACAGAAGACGACAGACGAUGAAACAUUACGCCGAGUAUUCGACUCCCAGCCGUUCUGGCGCGACUUCUCGCAGCGCAGCUCUGCCCAGACCAAGCCGACCGGGUUGGUACAGAACCAAUACUUGACCAGCCCCGAAGGGUUUCGGACGUUCGCGGGCAACACCCUCCAGAAAUGCCAAGCGAUUGUGACAAAGGUGUUGCAGGCGUCGACAUUGGAGGAUUAUAGAACUAUGGCGCGCGAUCUGGACCGACUAAGCGACCUCCUGUGCCGUGUGAUUGAUUUGUCGGACUUCAUUCGAGUCAUCCACCCGGAUCCCCAGGUGCAGGACGCUGCCACUCAGGCGUACGCCCUCAUGUUCGAGUACAUGAAUGUACUAAACACCACCACCGGGCUCCACGAUCAACUGAAAACAGCGGCCGCCAACGCGGAUGUCACCUCGCAUUGGAGUGAGGAGGAGAAGAUCGUUGCGCACAUCUUGAUCAAGGACUUUUCGAAUUCCGCAAUCCACAUGCCCCCGAAUGAACGCCAGCGAUUUGUCAAUCUUUCCAAUGAAAUCAGCCAGGUGGGAUCGGCCUUUGUCAACAGCGCCGAGCCAGCCAAAUCCCAUGUGGUCGUGGGUGCCAACAGUCUCCGUGGGCUGGACCCGAUCCUCGUUCAAAAGAUUAAGCGGUGGAACCGGACAGCGUCGGUACCGACCACGGGACUGAUCCCGAGACUGGCGUUGCGGUCAGUCCACGAUGAGUCGACUCGGAGAGAGGUCUACCUGGCCACGAGAACAUCGAGCGGACGACAGAUCGGGCGCCUCGAGGAGCUUCUGGCCAAGCGGGCAGAGUUAGCCAAGCUCUCCGGAUUCUCCAGCUUCGGCCACAUGACGCUCAGCGAUAAGAUGGCGAAAUCCCCCGAGGCGGUGUCGAACUUCCUCACGUCGUUGGUGGGGAGCAACCGGGAGUUCGUCCGCGAGGAGCUAUUCCGGCUACAGCAGAUGAAGGGAGACUCCCAGAUCCAGCCCUGGGACCAUGCGUACUAUGUGCAUCAGCGGGUCAUGCAGCAUUCGCAGUCCCGACGGUCGCGCGAGCUGAGUGCGGUGCCCGAGUUUUUCUCCCUCGGGACGGUAAUGCAGGGCUUGUCCCGGCUCUUCGACCGUCUCUACGGAGUGCGUCUGGUGCCCCAGGAAACCGCGUCCGGCGAGACGUGGAACCCGGACGUGCGUCGUCUGGACGUGGUCGACGAGUCGGGUCGGCAUAUCGCAGUGAUCUACUGCGACCUGUUCUCGCGACCGGACAAGCACCCCAACCCGGCGCACUUUACGCUGCGGUGCUCGCGCGAAAUUUCCCCUGAGGAAGUGGCCGAGUGCGCGACGCUCGACCAGUCGGCCCACCCCAAUGACGGCAUGGCGACGGCCAUCGACCCGCAGUCGCAGACGCUCCGUCAGCUACCCACGAUCGCGCUGGUCUGCGACUUUGCCGAACCUCCGGCGACGGGCGCAGGGCGUCCGUCGCUGCUCAGCGAGCACAGCGUGCGUACUCUGUUCCACGAAAUGGGCCACGCGCUGCAUUCAAUCCUGGGCCAGACGCGACUGCAGUCCAUCUCGGGGACGCGCUGCGCAACAGACUUCGCGGAGCUGCCGUCCGUGCUAAUGGAGCGAUUUGCCACCGAGCCGGCGGUCUUGUCCAUGUACGCACGCCACUGGGAGACCGACGCGCCCCUGUCGGAGAACAUGAUGCGCAGCAUGGAGCAGGACCGCACGGCCCACGGAUCGAUCUACGGCGCAGUCGAGAACGAAUCCCAGAUCCUCAUGGCUCUCGUCGACCAGGCCUACCACUCACUGCCGGCCGGAGGCGCCAUCGACAGCACGCACAUCUACCACCAGGUGUCGUCGGCACACUCCACCCUGCCCGACCCGGCCGACUCCCAGCCUCCCACCUCGUGGCAAGGUUUCUUCGGCCAUCUCUACGGCUACGGCGCCACCUACUACAGCUACAUCUUCGACCGGGCCAUCGCGAACAAGAUGUGGGAGGACGUUUUCCAGGCGGGGCAGGCAUCCGUGGAUCGCUCCGCUGGCGAGCGCUACAAGAACGAGGUGCUCCGCUGGGGAGGCGGCCGCAACGGCUGGGAGUGCGUGGCGGGCGUCCUCGGCAGUGGAAACCCAGCCAACGCCGACGGUCGCCUGGUUGAGGGCGGCGAUGAGGCGAUGCGCGAGGUAGGACGAUGGGGACUGGGGCGCGAUGGCGUCUCUGGAUAG
This is a messenger RNA of Aspergillus candidus, 2406 nucleotides long. Its product is annotated as mitochondrial intermediate peptidase. Gene Ontology annotation, cellular component: mitochondrion. Lineage: Eukaryota; Fungi; Ascomycota; Eurotiomycetes; Eurotiales; Aspergillaceae. The coding region runs from base 1 to 2406 and encodes 801 amino acids. Gene Ontology annotation, molecular function: metalloendopeptidase activity. Gene Ontology annotation, biological process: peptide metabolic process. The record is from RefSeq and is a predicted model, not a curated record. The transcript has a single exon.